Messenger RNA from Adineta ricciae, 1665 nucleotides. Lineage: Eukaryota; Metazoa; Rotifera; Eurotatoria; Adinetida; Adinetidae. The record is from the annotation of a GenBank genome assembly.
AUGAGUAGUGAACUUGAAACAGCGGAUGUUGCGGAAGAUCUAAUGCAAUAUCUGGCCAGUCGAAUUGAAGAAAUCGAACGUGUACUUCAAGAAGACGAAGAUUUUUGUAAUAAAGACAUCAAUGAUACGUACCAAGCAGCAAUAAAAUAUGUAAAAACCGUUGGAAUGAAGUUUCAGGAGAAGUUGAAUGAAUUAAAACAGAAACUUGAUCGAAUUACUGAAGAAAAUCUUAAGAUGUCGAAAAAGAAUAAGAAGAAAUUAGAUGAAGAAAGUGAUCUUAUCGACCAGCUGUUUCUGUCGGGCAAAUACGAAGAAGCCAAAGAAAAGUUACACGAAUACGAGCGAUGUUUACAACAGCGAGCGACUAUUUAUCAAACUAUACCAGUAUUGUACAUGAAUGAUAUAGAUAUCAAUCAAUAUCUUUCCUUCGACAAAUCAGUCCUUAGUUCGGUGCCAUCAGCGCAACAAUCAACAGAGGAUGCAAAAAGAUCGAAACAAGAAGAUGGACAUUCUGACGGUCAACAAAUGCCAGCAGGAACCAAACUGAUAAAUCGCAACGACAAAUCUCCAGCAACAACAGUUUCAACUCGACCAUUGCGUCUCAGUACACGAUUGCCACCAUCGCCCAGUAGUAAGAAUUUGUCGACAAGUGAUAGUGAGACAAUCACACCACGAUCCGUACAGAACAAUUCGAUGAAUUUGCAAGAAAACAUGCUAUCGUGUAUACCAUCUCGAUCACUAUCAUCGACUUCGACGUUGAAUCAACAGUCUAAAUCAAUCGCAGCACCUACUAGAAAUGAUGGGUUGAAUCCACGCUUUGUUGCUUCCUACAAACACGAUCGAAACAUUAUUCUCAUGAUGGUUUGCAAUAAAGAUUACAUCAUCCUAUUCAAAAGACAAUCCGAGAGGUUACCUCGGUGGCAUCUAAAUGUGAUUGUACGUCGUAAUCGAAUUUCCCAAGAUCUCGAUUGGGAUGUUCAUUCAAUUACAUCUAUUGGUUUGCUCGAUGAAAAACAUCUUUAUAUGUUUGCCGGACAUCAAUUGCUUAUCUAUUCACUUGAUUCAUUUUUGAUAACCAAUUCCUAUUUAUUAUCCCACACGACUGAUAAUUGUGUCCAGAAUGAUGCUGUCACACAUGGCAUUGGCACGGUGUUCAAUGGUUAUAUAUAUUAUAUUUCUUAUAAUGAGAAAUCCCGAUGGAUAUUAUCAAUAUUGGAACUUGAAACAAUGUCUAAUUUAUUUGAUUAUGAUCUAACCGAAGCUUUUCCCGAUGUUAAAUGCUUUAUACACAUUUGUGUUAAUGAUACAACAGUUGGUUUUCUUGUCAAGUUAGAUAGUUGUCAAUAUGCUGUCAUAUUCUGCUCGAGUCACAGUCAGUUAACAAUGCAAUGCCGACGACUUAUAUAUUUAUCCUAUGCAGAAAAUCCUCUCUCGAUCUGUUCUGUGUAUAUACGAUGCUUGCACAAGCACAUCUUUUUCGUCAAUGAUGCAUCGGCAAAAAUCAUUCAUUUGGUAACAACCGAGAAGUAUAUUCAAUCAUAUACUAUUACAGUUCAUAGUUUACACCACGCGAAAGAGAGUGAUGAAAUAUUCUUGGCAUUGGAUGAUGGCAUUUAUACAAUUCGAUUGAAAGAUCAUGAGAACUUCUUCUCGAAAUUUCAUUGA